Striga asiatica is the source of this 303-nucleotide messenger RNA. The record is from the annotation of a GenBank genome assembly. Lineage: Eukaryota; Viridiplantae; Streptophyta; Magnoliopsida; Lamiales; Orobanchaceae.
AUGAUCGGACAAGUGAACGUGUUAUCGGGAUUUCUCAUAGCGAGUCGGAACAGGUCGGGUGGAUCUAUAUGCUCGGGGGUGUCGAGACGAGGUGUAGCGCAGUCUGGUUUCAUAAUUAUCUCUUUUGCAUCAUAUACUUUCUUUUUCACUCUUCUGUUUCGGGAAAUGGAAGAGGGCGAGCUGCCAAAUCCCCCGCAGGCCCUGCCCGAAGACCCGUUCUUUUCCGGGGCUGGCUUGGCUGGCAAGAAGAAGAAGAAACUGACCGAGAUCACCAGCGAGGGCCCCAUCAUAAAUAAGGAAUAG